UUUGCAGUGACUGCUGGAGCAGGGAGGGGCCAGAGACGCAGUGACCCGGAUGUACACUGAGCGACCAAAACAGCCACAGCCCCUGGUAGAGCGGUGAUCUGCGCUAGAUUAGUGUGGGAACAAUGUCUCGUGCCCGCCAACCUCCUCUAGUGACUGGCAUCUCGCCCAAUGAGGGCACACCAUGGACUAAAGUCACUAUCCGUGGAGAAAACCUGGGAACCGGACCCAAUGACCUUAUCGGUCUGUCUAUCUGUGGUCAUAACUGUCUGCUGACGGCAGAAUGGAUGUCUGCAAGUAAGAUUGUGUGUCGAGUUGGUCCUGCUAAAGAUGACAAGGGCGAGAUCAUAGUCACAACCAGGAGCGGAGGCCGAGGCACAUCCACUGUGUCCUUCAAACUCCUCAAACAUGAGAAGAUAGGUAUUCUGGAUCAGUCUGCUGUGUGGGUAGAUGAGAUGAAUUACUAUGACAUGCGGACAGAUCGGAACAAAGGCAUCUCCCCUCUGUCUCUGCGGCCAGCCAACCCACUAGGAAUUGAAAUUGACAAGGGCAAAGUUCCACUUAAGGAAUUGGAGAGUAUGUUCCCAGGGAUGAGUGGAGACUUCACCAGUGAGAAUUUUUCUGCCACUUGGUACCUUAUUGAGAACCACUCUGUUACCAGUUUUGAACAGCUCCGUAUGGCUGCAAGUAAUCUGAAGAAACAGGCCAGUAAGAAGAAUGAGGGCAGUCUGGCUUAUGUGAAAGGAGGGCUCAGUACUUUCUUUGAAGCCCAGGAUGCUUUGGCUGCAAUUCAUCAGAAACUUGAGUCCGAUGGCACUGAGAAGGUGGAAGGCUCGAUGACGCAGCGUUUGGAAAAUGUCCUUAACAGAGCGAGUGACACAGCUGACACGUUGUUUCAGGAGGUUCUGGGCCGAAAGGAUAAAGCUGAUUCCACACGCAACGCACUCAAUGUCCUGCAGCGUUUUAAAUUCCUUUUCAACCUGCCACUCAAUAUUGAACGCAACAUACAAAAGGGAGAUUAUGAUGUGGUCAUUAAUGACUAUGAGAAGGCCAAAUCUCUGUUUGGUAACACAGAAGUUCCUGUCUUCAAAAAAGUGUAUGCAGAGGUGGAGACUCGUAUCAGUGCUCUGAGAAACCUUUUGCUUGAUAAGUUACUGGAAACUCCUUCUACUCUUCAUGAUCAGAAACGCUACAUCAGGUACCUGUCAGAUCUGCAUGCUCCAGGUGACCCAGCCUGGCAGUGUAUUAUUGCACAGCACAAGUGGAUACUGCAGCUGAUGCAGAACUGCAAAGAAGACUUCAUCAAAGAGCAGAGAGGUGGUGGAGGUUUGGAGCUGGAUGGAGAUCAUCGCUCAUCUGCUCUGAGCAGGAUCAGUCACACAGCGUCUCUAAGGAGGGGCAGUAGCUUCCAGACACCCAGAGAUGACUCUUGGCACUAUAAAAGCCCUCAGCAGGUGAGGUUUGUGGAGAAGCUCUCAGAUGUGGUUAUCAGCCAGCUGCCAAACUUCUGGAAGCUUUGGAUCUCUUACGUUAACGGCAGUCUCUUUAGCGAGACUGGAGAGAAAUCAGGCCAGGUAGAGAAGCUGAAGAAGAAUGCCAGACAGAGACAGAAUGACUUUAAAGGCAUGAUUGAGGAGGUGACUCGGCGUUUAGUACAGCUGGUGCGUGGGGCUCUGUUGCCCGGCACUCUUCGUGAGGACCAGAGGCGCCUCUAUGGUGGCUGGGACACCAAGACCCCCCUCACUGGAACCUGGCUAACACAGGUCAUACACACCAUCAGGCUAAGCCACGAGGCUCUCUCUGCUCUAGAGAUUCCUAAUGAUCUACUGCAGGUGAUUCAGGACCUUCUCCUGGACCUUCGUGUGCACUGCCUGCUAACCACCCUGCAGCACACUGCUGAGGAUGUAAAGAGACUCCCUGAGAAAGAAGACUGGGUUGUAGACAAUGAGGGAACCACGUCACUGCCAGCACAGUUUGAGCAGUGCAUCGUGCAGAUGCUACAAUCACUUAAGGAGCCCAUGGAGAGCAAGCCUGGAGAGGUCAACGUUUUUCAGCAGGAGCUGGCCCAGGAUGAGGCUUGUAAACUGUGUGUGGGCAUCAUGAAGGCUUUCAUUAGCUGUCUGGAACAGCUAAGCACCAAGACUGAUGGAGACAUUGAUACCUCCCAUUUGUCGGUGGACAUGGCAUCACCUGAUGUCUUUGGAAGCAUUCAUGAAGACUUUAGUCCAUCACCAGAACAGCGUCUCCUCAUCAUUCUGAGUAACUGUCAGUAUUUGGAGAGGCACACCUUCCUCAACCUUGCCGAUCAUUUAGAGAAACACGGCUUCACCACAGCUGAAAAAAUCACGAGAGUGAGCAAAGAGGCGGUCCGUGAGUUGGAUGAGCGUCUGUUUGAGUCCUACAUUGAGAAGAAGUCUGACCCUAUUGUAGGCUCUCUGGAGCCGGGAAUCUAUGCUGGCUAUUUUGACUGGAAGGACUGCCUACCACCUACAGGUGUGCGUAGUUAUUUGAAGGAAGCUUUGGUGAGCAUCAUCUCUGUUCAUGCUGAAGUGUUCACAGUUUCUAAGGAGCUGGUUCCUCGUGUGUUGUCGAGGAUAAUUGAAUCAGUGGCUGAAGAAAUGAGUCGUCUAAUGCAGUGUGUGUCAUCGUUUAGCAAGAAUGGAGCUCUGCAGGCACGGCUGGAAAUCUGUGCACUAAAGGAUGCUGUAGCCGCUUACCUGACAACAGAGAGCCAGGCCAGUUUCAAGCAAGCCCUGGAGGCUUUACCACAGCUUCAAAGUGGAGCAGACAAAAAGCUCCUGGAGGAGUUGCUGAAUAAGUUUAAGAGCAGUAUGCAGUUUCAGCUCACCUGCUUUCAGCCGUCCUCUGUUCAGCCUGUCAAGAGAUAAGCUGUUAUAUAUAUACAUGCCGUGCUUUCUAAUACAUUACAGCAGACAAAACAUUUCACAUCUUGCUGUUUCUGUGAAUGUGUUUGUAUUGUCUUAAGUAUGACUAAGAUUGUCUAUUACACUAUUACACUAAUAAUCUGCCAACUCUGUCUGAUGUUUAUUACUACUGAACUGUAUUCACAGUACUGUCUUAUUACUUCAUGCAGUACGUUAUCUGCAGUGUAUAUUAAAAGAAACAAAACUCGA
Messenger RNA from Astyanax mexicanus (Mexican tetra), 3131 nucleotides. It is a transcript of the gene exoc2, whose product is annotated as exocyst complex component 2. Gene Ontology annotation, biological process: exocytosis; Golgi to plasma membrane transport. The record is from RefSeq and is a predicted model, not a curated record. The transcript is spliced from 28 exons. The coding region runs from base 123 to 2885 and encodes 920 amino acids. Gene Ontology annotation, cellular component: exocyst. NCBI's taxonomy places the organism in Eukaryota, Metazoa, Chordata, Actinopteri, Characiformes, Acestrorhamphidae.